Messenger RNA from Fusarium keratoplasticum, 1788 nucleotides. Its product is annotated as MFS domain-containing protein. Lineage: Eukaryota; Fungi; Ascomycota; Sordariomycetes; Hypocreales; Nectriaceae. The transcript has 3 exons. The coding region runs from base 1 to 1788 and encodes 595 amino acids. Gene Ontology annotation, biological process: transmembrane transport. Gene Ontology annotation, molecular function: transmembrane transporter activity. The record is from RefSeq and is a predicted model, not a curated record.
AUGUCAAUCCUCGACAAGAUCAAGGCCGGCGUCGGCCCCAAGGAGGCUCGCCCAGAGGCCACAGAGACUCCUGUCACUGAGGCUGGUAUCAACGCCGACGAGAAGGCCGAUGUCAACCAAGACAUCAACGAUGCCAUCGACCAAAGCGCUCCCGACCAGAGUGCUUCCCAUGGUGUCCAAGACAUCCAGGCCAUCACCUUGGUCUGGGGCAAGGGCUCCCUCGCUGCCCUUCUCUGUCUCAUCUGGCUCCUCUUCCUCGUCCAGGGCUUCCGUAUUUCCAUCUUCGCUGUCAUGCUGCCCUAUGCCACCAGCGAAUGGGCUUCUCACUCCCUCCUGACUGUUGUCGCUAUUGUCGCUGAUUCCAUGACCUCUGCCGUCUACAUCCCCAUGGCCAAGGUGCUCAAUGUCUGGGGUCGCGCCGAGGGUUUCCUCCUCAUGGUUUGCUUUGCCACCAUUGGCCUUAUCCUCACUGCUGCCUCGCACAACCUGGCCACCUUCUGCGCUGCCCAGGUCUUUUACUCUGUCGGCUUCGGAGGCAUGAUCUACACUGUCGGUGUUCUGGCUGCUGAUGCCUCCAACCUCCGCAAUCGAGGUCUGACUUUUGCCUUCACCUCGUCCCCUUACAUGAUCACUGCCUUUGCCGGAUCCAAGGCUGCUGAGGCCUUCCUGCUCAACGUCAAGAACUGGCGCUGGGGUUUUGGCUGCUUUGCCAUCAUCCUGCCUGUCGUCACCUUCCCCCUGUACUUGGUUCUCAAGAUCAACCUCCGCAAGGCCGUCAAGCAGGGUAUCGUUACCCACCAGAAGAGCGACCGCACCAUUCCCCAGAAGAUUUGGUACUUUCUCCGCGAGUUUGAUAUCGUCGGUGUCUUCCUCUUUGGUGGCGGCUUGACCGUCUUCCUUCUGCCAUUCACGCUCGCUAGCCACGCUCCCAACGGCUGGAAGUCCGACUACAUCAUCGCCAUGAUCAUCGUCGGCUUCAUCGUCCUCGUCUUGUUCGGUCUCUGGGAGUACUACUGGGCUCCCGUCCCCUUCCUCCAGGGCAAGUUCCUCACCGACCGCACCGUCAUUGGCGCGUGCCUCAUCGACAUGACCUACCAGGCCUCGUACUACUGCUGGAACCUCUACUUCACCUCUUUCCUGCAGGUCGUUGCCAACCUCAAGCCUGCCGAGGCUGGAUAUGUCAACUCGACCUUCCAGAUCGUCUCGGGUGUCCUCCUCUUCAUCGUUGGUUACGCUAUCCGCCGCACUGGCUACUUCAAGUGGCUCUUCUACCCUGCCAUCCCUCUGUACCUCUUCGCCCAGGGCCUCAUGAUCCACUUCCGCCAGCCCAACCAGUACAUCGGCUACAUUGUCAUGUGUGAGAUCUUCAUCUCCAUCGCCGGCUCCAUCUUCAUCCUCAACAUGCAGUUGGCCGUCCUUGCUGCUGUCGAGCAAGAGUACAUUGCCGCUGCUCUGGCUACUCUCUACGUCUCGGGUGGUAUCGGUGGCGCCAUCGGCGGUGCCAUCUCGGGUGCUAUCUGGACCAACACCUUCCUUCCCGCCCUUCAGCGCAACCUGCCCGAGGAGGCCAUGGCCAACAUCACCAUGAUCUACAGUAUGCUCCCGACUCAGCUGUCCUACCCCGUCAACAGCCCUACGAGACUCGCCAUCCAGAAGUCUUACGGCUACGCCCAGACCCGAAUGCUGACUGCCGGUCUCGUCAUCAUGACCCUGUGCGCUAUCUGGGUCUUCAUGCUCAGAAACAUCAACGUCAAGAAGCUUACUCAGACCAAGGGUACCGUCAUGUAA